Messenger RNA from Eriocheir sinensis (Chinese mitten crab), 1247 nucleotides. Its product is annotated as protein ZBED8-like. The transcript has 2 exons. Lineage: Eukaryota; Metazoa; Arthropoda; Malacostraca; Decapoda; Varunidae. Bases 240 to 1247 code for a protein of 335 amino acids. The record is from RefSeq and is a predicted model, not a curated record.
GACCGGGGGGCCACGAGCGGACACCGAAAAAUGCAAUUCAGAAUGCAGAAGCUUGGAGUGUAUAAUUAAGGUGACGAGACUCCGGUCAUAGGGGAAGAGGUUUUUUUUAAACAAUUUGCCUGAUUUUUUUACACAGUGUUUAGGUUCGAAAAUGGACAGACAGCUACGUCAAGUUUGGAUUCACGAAGGUCAUUCGAGAUGGCGUGGACUGCGCGCAAUGUCUGCACUGCUCAGUGGUGAUGGCAAAUGCAUCACUACGUCCUUCCAAACUUUCAAACCAUCGCGACAAGGUGCAUCCCCAAAGGAAAGAUGAUAAUAUUGAUGCUCUGUCUACGAAACGAGCACGGUACGACCGUGAAGCGACACUUCCAAAAUUUGGAUUCCGGCCAGAAGAAAAACCUGCUCUUCAAUCCAGCUACGAAGUGGCAUACCGAAUUGUGAAGUGCAAGAAGCCGCACACUAUUGCUGAGGAACUUAUCAAGCCAUGUACAGAGAAAAUGGUGGAACUGAUGAUCGGACCAGAGGCAAAAAAGAAAAUCCAGCAAGUUUCGCUCUCUAAUGACACGAUCCGCCGACGGAUUGAUGACAUGGCCGCUGAUGUGUGCCGUCAAGUUUGCUGUGAAAUCAAGCAAAGCACGCUCCAGGCUAGCCUUCAACUUGAUGAGUCUACCGACACCGCUCUGGAGAGCCAGUUGAUCGCCUUCGCUCGCUACGAGAAAGAAGGAAAGAUGAAGGAAGAGUUCUUAUUCUGCAAUACCCUGCCAACCACAACGACAGCAAAAGAUGUCAAAGCCAUCGUGGACUCUUUUUUUGAAGUGAAUGGACUCAGCUGGCAGAAUUUCAAGCACAUUUGUACUGAUGGUGCCCCAGCGAUGAUUGGCGUUAAAGGAGGGUUCGUCACGCUUGUGAAGAAUGAAUGGCCCCACGUGACGUCUUCCCACUGUUCACUACACCGAUAUGCUCUUGCGUCAAAAACUCUACCGCCGCGUUUGUUGGAAGUCAUGGACGUUGCGGUCAAAGUGAUCAACUUCAUUCGUGCGAAGGCCAAAAAUCAUCGGCUCUUCCAACUUCUGGCCAACGAAAUGGGAGCGCAACAUGUGGGACUUCUGUUUUACACCAAAGUUCGUUGGCAAUCGAGGGGGAAAUGCCUCUCUCGGUUGUAUGAACUCCGGUUGGAGACAGAAAUUUUCCUGCGAGAGAACGAAACAACCUCCAUGUCCACUUCGACAAUGAAGAGUUCGUCAUGA